Molecule: messenger RNA, 2388 nt
Organism: Tetrahymena thermophila SB210
Lineage: Eukaryota; Ciliophora; Oligohymenophorea; Hymenostomatida; Tetrahymenidae
Exons: 6
Source: RefSeq, a predicted model, not a curated record
AUGAAAAGAAGCUCCCUGCUAUAAUUUGAAACUAGUGAAAAGUAGUUAAGAUUAUCAUCGGCUAACAUUCCACAAACCCUGAAUGAAAUAGGAAAGACUAUUUUAAAUUUUGAUAUAACAGAUAAUGUAAAUAGGAUUCAAAAAAGGAGAGUAGAGUAAAGGAGAGAAGAUUAAACAAAAUAUUAAAAAGAAUAAGAAGAUAUCUUAAAAAAAAAGCUUAUAAAAUAAAAUGAUGCACAAAUUAUUAUAGAAAAUAUGAAAAAAAAUGAAGAAAUUAAGGAAGAUUUUAAAGUGGAUGUUUCUUCUCUCUAUUCUUCGAUGAAAGAACAAUUCCCUUUGUUUAAUUAGAAUAACGAUUAAAAUCAAUGGUAAAGCAUUGCUAAAACUAUAAUAUCUCCAUAAUCUGCAUAAGUAAGUCCAGAUAAUUCACUAUUUAUUGAACUGAAUAGUAAGCGAAGAAGUCUUUUUAGCAACUAUAAUGCAAACAUUCUUGAAAAAUCAUUUGAUUCAACCAAUAAUAUUGCUUCUGUGAAAUAAAGGGUCUCUUUUUUAGAAAAUGUUAAAACAAAAGAAAAAGAAAAUAAACCAUCAUUUGAGUUUGAUUAAAAAUAGUGGUUUUUCUCUCAUGUGAUAUCUUCUAACUAUAUAGAAAGCGCUCUAAAGAAUAAAACAUAGAAUUAAAUUAAAUUUCGAAGAAUAAAAUUAGGAUCGCUAGAAAAAGAAGUUAAAUUUGAUAUUAUUGAAAAUCAACAAGAUAAUCGUUAACUAAUUUAAAGGAACAGAUUUGUACCAAAAAUAUUUUUAGAUAAAUAGAUAAUAUUAUUUGAGAAUAGCUAGUAAAAGAUACCCUCUUAUCACCCUCAAAUAUAGAAAAAUAAAAAAGCUUUUAAUUUAAAUAUAUUAAAUACUAAGGUUCCAACAUCAAGACGUUAAUCACUUAUAUUUUAUUCUUCUAAAGAUAUUUAAAACCAAGCUUAAAUUGAGAAAUAAUAUAAAAAAUUAAUUCAGUUUAGAUCUGAGAAUACUUUAGAGUAUUAAAGAGCUUAAAAUACUCUGCUGUUUGAUUUAAUCUUUGAUAAUAUAUAGGCAAAUAAUGUUAAAAAGUCUAAACAUGGUAAAAGUUAGCAAAGAACCCCAAAAGUAAAUUAAGCAAAAUAAUCAGAUGACAAUGACUUCAAAACAAUCUUGAAAAAUGUAACUAGGGAUAAUAUAAGAAGAAAAAGCUGUCAUUGCUCCGAAUGCGGGGAUAUUACAUAAAAAUAAAAGUUAAGUUAAAUGGUUUUACUAGAUAAAGAAAAAAAAUCACCAGUAAAAAUACAUUCUCAAUAAAGAUAAAAUAAAAAAAAUUAUACAGCAAAUUGUGAUUCACCAAACAAUUACAUAAGGCUAGCAAAUUAGAACAAAAAUUUUAGUAUGCUGAGUCAUUUCUAGCCAGAAAAAAUAAGCUCACAAUAACAAACUUAAUUAAGCAUAAAUUCAAAGCAGUCAAAUGAAACACCUAAAUAAGAAGCAAUGAAUAAUUAAGAUGAAUUUUCUUGUAUGAUCUAAUCUUAAAAUAAAGCAUUAAAGAGAUAAAAUUCAUUAGGCUUAGUUAAGGUACAAAAUUUAGAUUAAAGCAGAUACAGAACUGACACUUAAGAUACGGAUAGAUAUUAAGAAGAAAUGUCGGAAUCUCAAUAGUUAAAAUUUCGAGCCAAUAAGUAAUUUAAUUUAUGUAUAACUUAAGAAAUUUAUUAAAUAAUCAUGAAAUAAAAUAGAUCAUUUUUUAUAAAGAUUGAAGCACUAAAAAAAUCUUAACAAGCAUUAAGAGAUAGAGUUAAAGAAAAUAAUUAAAUACUCAAAAGCUAUUCGCCUAGUAAGCUGAAAUUAAAGUUAAUUCUUAAAAAUGAAGAUAAAAAUUGUGUUUUAGCAAAGUUUCUAAAUGAAAGAUAGAAAUCCUCUCGUCGGAUUGAAGAGUACUCUCGUAGAUAAGUUGUAAGCUAAUAAGGAUAGAGAAAUAUAUAUAAUCAACCUCAGUUUUCAAAUAAUUCAGAAAAGCAAGAAUAUCUUAAAUAAGCAAAUAAGAUAUUUUUUAAAAAUACAAAAAAAAAUUUAUUUUUGAAGUAAUUAGAUGAAAAAAGCGAUAAUAUUAAUAAAAUUUUAGGAUCUUAAAAUAUUCAAACUUGCAGAGUUUCUACAGCAGACCCAUAUACUUUACGCAAAAACUACAAAAAAAAUGAUUUUAUUGAAAAUUUCUUAACUAAUAGAGAGUCAGUUACCAGGAAAUCUUCUGAUUUCAAUAGUAAAGCAUACUCUUCUUAAUCCACAUUUAAUUCUACAAAGGGCUUCUCAAGAGAAAAAAAGUAUCUUUAUGCUAAUUAAGAUGAAAUUAAUUCUUAGCAUAGUUGA